CGGUUGAACAAACACAUAAGCAAGAAGUAAAAGAAAAGCGAGCAAAAAUUAUAAAAAUAAUAAAAACAACACCCACAGCAUCGAGUACAUAAGCAAGGGGUCUUCCAGGGGCAAAGACGAAGCCACAGUACGAAAAGUGAAAAUAUACGGAGAAAAGUUGCACAGAGCGGCGAGCAUAUUUCAUAAGUUUACACACUUACGGACACACAACCACACACACAUACACGCACAUACAGAGACUAAAACAUACACAUAGAGCCAUAUAACAAAGCCGGGAGCCAGUUAGAGCGAGUCCAAGUCAUAUAUGUGAGACGAAGGCGGCGGCGACAAAGGCUAACGCACGACCUUUGGCACAGAGUUCAGCUACUGCAGCAAAGGACACGAACACGGACACAGGACACAGCGACGAGGUCAACAAAUCAAUAGAAACAAAGCGCACAGCGAGAAAACAAUUGGCCACAAGCAUUGCCACAACAACAGCAGCUAGCAAACCACCAAAAUUCACUCACAAAUUAUGCUGGCCAUGUCGACCCUAAUGAUGCCCGCCCCGACUAUAGCCAUGGGGGCCCCGCAGAUCACGAUGGGCCCCCACAAGCCGCCAGAAACGAAACUGCUUGCCAUACAUCCCGCUGCAGCAGCAGCGGCUGCCGCUCAGCAACAGCAAUCCGUGACAGCUGCCCAUCUGCAGCACAAUGGUCAGCAGCAACAUGCCCAGCAGCAGCAACAGCAGCAACAGCAGCUGCAGCAGCAACAGUCGAAUGCACAGCAGCAACAUCAACAGCAGAUCGUUGGCAGCAACUCCAAGCCAGAACAAUUUCACAUCUUUGUGGGCGAUUUGAGUGCUGAAAUCGAAACGCAACAGCUGAAAGAUGCAUUCACGCCAUUCGGAGAAAUAUCAGACUGCCGAGUUGUGCGCGAUCCGCAGACACUGAAAUCAAAGGGCUAUGGAUUCGUCAGCUUUGUCAAGAAAUCGGAAGCGGAAACCGCCAUCACUGCUAUGAACGGUCAGUGGCUCGGCUCUCGUUCGAUUCGCACAAAUUGGGCCACCCGAAAACCGCCAGCCACCAAGGCAGACAUGAAUAUCAAACCUUUGACCUUUGAUGAGGUUUAUAACCAAAGCAGCCCUACUAACUGCACCGUAUACUGUGGCGGCAUCAAUGGCGCCCUCUCUGGCUUUCUCAACGAGGAGAUAUUGCAGAAGACAUUUUCGCCAUAUGGUACAAUACAGGAGAUACGCGUCUUCAAGGAUAAGGGUUACGCAUUUGUGCGAUUCUCGACAAAAGAAGCAGCCACACACGCCAUCGUAGCUGUCAAUAAUACGGAAAUCAACCAGCAGCCGGUGAAGUGCGCGUGGGGCAAGGAAAGCGGCGAUCCGAAUCACAUGUCCGCCAUUGCGGGCCAAGCGCUGGCGCAGGGUUUCCCCUUCGGCUCAGCAGCUGCCGCGGCCGCAGCAGCAGCCGCCUAUGGGCAGCAAGUGACCGGUUACUGGUAUCCACCGGCACCCACAUAUCCCACAGCGGCACCGGCCAGUGCCUUGCAGCCCGGCCAGUUUCUGCAGGGCAUGCAAGGCUUCACCUACGGUCAAUUUGCAGGCUAUCAGCAGGCCAGCUACAUGGGCAUGGGCGUACAGCUGCCAGGCACUUGGCAGAGUGUCCCGCCACAGCCGCAGCUAACCAGUGCAGCGGCCGCCGCAGCGCCACAGAUUACUCAGAGCGUCGGCGGCGCCCUGCCUCAGGCAGCUGGCGUUGUGGCCUAUCCCAUGCAACAGUUCCAGGUCAGUCCACAGCUGGCGGAGGAUGAGUGGCUGGCACCUAGUUUGCUGGUGUAGCUGCCAUGAGCGGUGGCCAUGUAUCCCACACAGCAG
Molecule: messenger RNA, 1864 nt
Organism: Drosophila novamexicana
Lineage: Eukaryota; Metazoa; Arthropoda; Insecta; Diptera; Drosophilidae
Product: nucleolysin TIA-1
Exons: 8
Coding region: 515-1828 (437 amino acids)
Molecular function (GO): RNA binding
Source: RefSeq, a predicted model, not a curated record